Molecule: messenger RNA, 1695 nt
Organism: Microstroma glucosiphilum
Lineage: Eukaryota; Fungi; Basidiomycota; Exobasidiomycetes; Microstromatales; Microstromataceae
Product: putative hexokinase
Exons: 2
Coding region: 54-1634 (526 amino acids)
Biological process (GO): glucose 6-phosphate metabolic process; glycolytic process; intracellular glucose homeostasis
Cellular component (GO): cytosol; mitochondrion
Molecular function (GO): D-glucose binding; mannokinase activity; ATP binding
Source: RefSeq, a predicted model, not a curated record
CUUUUCAUCUUCACUGUCCCUCAAUAGGACAUCACAUUUACUCACAUAUAAUCAUGUCUGCUGCGACUCAGAAGGCGCCAAGCGCUGAUGCCAAGGUCGGCGGAUCGACAGGCCGAAGAAAGUCAUCCGUCCUGCGAGCCAGGAGGGGAUCUGGAACUGAGAAGCUGGACAGCCAUACCGUCUCGUGGCACACGUCUACCAACAAGCAUGAGCGUGGUCCAGGAGCAGGCAAGGAGCAGCUCGAGAAGGAGUACCAGCGCUUCAAGGAGCUCUUCACUUUGACUCCAGACAGGCUUAAGCACAUCACAGAGAGAUUCGUCGGUGUACUCAAGCAGGGGCUUGAGAAGGACGGCCAAACAGUGCCCAUGCUACCAGCCUUCGUCUUCGGCUGGCCGACGGGUGACGAAGAGGGCUCUUUCCUCGCUCUCGACCUGGGUGGUACAAACUUGCGAGUCUGCCACGUCACUCUUCAGGGCAAGGGCAAGUUUGAGAUCACUCAGACCAAGUUCAGGCUUACGGAAGAGCAGAAGCAGUGUGAAGGGCAGGAGCUCUUCGACUUCUGCGCUCAGUGUCUCAACACCUUCAUCACCGAUCACUUCGGAUCUGGCAAGGAAGACGAGGAGAUUAUCCUCGAAGAGGACAUUGCUCUCGGCUUCACAUUCAGCUACCCAAUGGAGCAGAAGGCUAUUGACCACGGUAAACUCGUACGAUGGACCAAGGGCUUCGGCAACCCCAACACCGAGGGCAAAGAUUGUGCAGAGAUGUUCCGCAAAUCGCUAGAGUCCCACAAGGUGCCCAUCAAGCUGACUUCUAUCAUUAACGAUACUACCGGAACCCUCAUUGCCUCCAACUACGUCAAGCAGCACACCAAGAUUGCCUGCAUCUUUGGUACCGGAUGCAAUGCUGCGUACAUGGAGCACAUCAAGAAUGUCCCAAAGCUCAAGGAGUACGAAUUGCCCGGUGACGAAGACAUGGCUAUCAACUGCGAAUACGGUGCAUUUGACUCCUUUGAGCACAAGCACAUGGCGGAGAUCAGGACAAAGUAUGACGAGUACAUCGAUCUGCACUCCAACAAGCCUCACGAGCAGAGCUAUGAAAAGAUGAUUGCGGGUCUCUACCUUGGAGAGCUAUUCCGACUGGUCAUCUGCGAUCUCAUCGACGAGGGCGUGCUGUUUUUGGGCCAGAACACUUACAAGCUAGAGAAGGAGAACGUCUUCGACACUGCCUUCUUGAGCUUGAUCGAGGCCGACCCUACAGACGAGGUCUUGACCUGCGCCGGCUUAUUCCUGCACUUCUUCGGUGUAGAGACCACAAUGGAAGAACGCCAAUUCUUCAAGAAGCUCGCAGAGCUGAUCGGUACUCGAGCUGCGCGACUGUCAGCGUGCGGUAUCGCCGCCAUCGUGACCAAGAUGGGUUACCUCGAAGAAGGAUGUGGCGUUGGAGCCGAUGGUUCCCUGUACUCCAAGUACCCCAAGUUCCCUGACCGUCUACACCAAGCUCUUGAGGACAUCUUUGGUGAGAAGGGCAAGGGCAUCGUGACCCACCAGGCCGAGGAUGGAAGCGGUGUGGGAAGCAGCAUUGUGGCCAGUAUGACACUGAAGCGAAAGCAGGAGGGCAAGUUCUCCCACUGUUGAUGGAUCCUACUGUUAGUGUAAUAGAUGCAACCUACUUAACAAUUGAAGUCCUUCUUGUGCG